Molecule: messenger RNA, 2106 nt
Organism: Aspergillus nidulans FGSC A4
Lineage: Eukaryota; Fungi; Ascomycota; Eurotiomycetes; Eurotiales; Aspergillaceae
Product: putative C6 transcription factor
Exons: 5
Coding region: 1-2106 (701 amino acids)
Biological process (GO): regulation of DNA-templated transcription; regulation of transcription by RNA polymerase II; DNA-templated transcription
Cellular component (GO): nucleus
Molecular function (GO): DNA binding; DNA-binding transcription factor activity, RNA polymerase II-specific; zinc ion binding
Source: RefSeq, a predicted model, not a curated record
AUGGAGAAUGCGAGCCUCGACCAAAAUCUGAUUGAUCAGCCUCAGCAGCUCGCGACUCCGCUCGACUCCGACCCCGGUUCGCCUUUGCCCGCGAACAGUAACACUGCCGGCGCCCGGUCUCCCAGUAGGCCGAGUACCAGUCCCACCGCAGCAGAAGCCAGAGUGCCCAUCCCCAGACUCGGCGCUUCUGAGAGGGUUCCCAGCCACACGCGCAUUCCCCGCGCCUGCGCCAACUGCCAGAAGAAGAAGACAAAGUGCGAUAGCCGGAAACCAACAUGUGGCUUUUGCCUUCGGUCUGGCACGGCCUGCACGUACACAAAGUCAAAACGCGAAAGCCAACAAUUGCAGGUUCAAUCCCUAGAGAAGAGGCUGACUGCCUAUGAGUCUUUGUUGCGAGAUAUUGUCUCCCGAAGCGAUCAUGACCACCGCCAGACAAUUCAUGAUGCCAUCCGACAUCACUUCCAGGCGUCCCCCGAGUUCUUCUCGACCCUCCUCUCUGCACAACCGCUCUCCGGGCAGCGGAUACCGUCGCCCAGGCCCGGGCUCUCGUUGAGGCGAAUGCAUCUAGCAUGGCAGUCGAAUGAGAAAAGCAAUGCACUGGUGCUCUGUCAAGAGCCCCCGAUCAGAGUCACCUCGAUACGGCAUUGGACGUCAUUGGUCGAUGACGAUGUCGCUAGCCAUUUGCUCUCCUUUUAUUUCACGUGGGAAAAUCCCACAUGGCAGCUUAUCGACCAAGAGCUAUUCAUGCAUGAUCUAGAACACCGGCGCACGAGAUUCUGCUCCUCCUUACUCGUGCAUACACUCCUCUUUUUCGGUUGUAGUUUUUCAUACAACCUUGACCGUAUCACCGAUCGUCGAGAGGAGAAGGUGCUGGGUGAGAAGCUUUAUGGCGCUGUGCAGCGUCUUUGGCUACAAGAGAAAGAGAGCACCGACCUUCCCACGGUCCAGGCCAGCAUACUGAUCGGUCUUCUUUGCUGCACGUUUGGCAUCGACAAACUCGGCACCAGCUAUAUUAUCCAUGGAGCAGAAUUGAGCGCGAGGUAUAAUAUUGAUGAAAGUGACUGCCCUUACUUUUCCUGCGAUGGUAACGACAAUCCAACAACGAUCUCGAACUCUCAGAAGCUGGUCUCUUGGGCUAUCUUCGAUAUCCAAGCAUUAGCGUGCCAGGUGUACAGAAAAAGUUCUUCUUGCAAGGGACCUCCAGCUAUCAGGUUCUCACCAGAGGAGGCUGGAAUGUUAGAUGAAGGAGCUGGAUGGCGUCCUUAUCCGUUCGAGACGUCAGCCAUGCAGCCAUUCUUUCAUACGGCCGCGAUGGUAAGGGGCGACCUGGUCACGAUGGUCCAUGACAUCGCCCGAUUUGCUCUCAAAUUUCCUGCUUCAGCCUUAAGCAAGGAAGACUGUGACUAUGGAAGUAGCAUGUACCAGCGGCUUCGUAACUGGAAAACGAUGUUGCCAUGGAGCGUGCUCCCUGAGCAUAACAGUACACCGCACAUUAUAUGCUUACAUCUGUACUACCAGGCGACAAUUGUGUCUCUAUGCGAGAUCUUCCUCUUAAAUGCAGAUUCGACCUCGACUCUGUCCCACCUUUCCUUCAACCCUUUGCAGAUUAAGUCCCAGGCUCUGGACGUCAUCGGCUCCCUCAUCCUCUUCUACAAAUCGACACACGGUUAUAAAUCCAUCCCCAUCGUCAUGCUGCACUACUUCUGCGUGGCUGGGGUCCAUGCCGUCUCAAAGCUCCACCCAAGCGAGCCCAAAUGGGGCGCCAUCCUCGAAGGUUCAGUCCUCGGCCUCUGGCACAUGAGCCUAGGCUGGGGCCGUCUCACUAAAGCGUUCUUACGCAUCAUUGACUUGGCUCUGAAAGCCAGACGUCUUGACCGUUCCUUUAUUCCGCCCAGGGUAUCAGCCAUCUGCGACCAGCUCAAUGGGAGCCUCUGGACGGGCUUGGAUACUGUGUCCCUUGCUGCCGAUUAUAUGGUACAUCAUGAUCCAGCGGUCCUGGGCCAAACAUCCGGCGCGGGAUCUAGGCUUAAGGCGCAUGCUUUGCAGGAGCUCCUGGUGGUGAUGGAGGGCCUCACUGUCUCUCCGAGUGCGUCUGCUACGGGAUGA